This is a messenger RNA of Clupea harengus (Atlantic herring), 890 nucleotides long. Its product is annotated as flavin reductase (NADPH)-like. The record is from RefSeq and is a predicted model, not a curated record. Gene Ontology annotation, molecular function: biliverdin reductase [NAD(P)H] activity; riboflavin reductase (NADPH) activity. Lineage: Eukaryota; Metazoa; Chordata; Actinopteri; Clupeiformes; Clupeidae.
AUUUGGUGGCAGCACCAGCUUUGCUCUACCAGCGCUCAAAAAUAGUACUGACGAGGAAGACAUUUCAUAACCCUGUGUCUUGUACAAACCAAUUACUGAAAGUACUGAAAACCAUGCAAACACGAUUAAGGGAAUGACAGUCAUUUGGGAGCGGGAUAUCAAGGAUGAGGAUAGCUGUUCUUGGAGCCACUGGGCAGACAGGGCAGUAUUUGGUGAAGCAGGCUAUCCAAAAAGGAUACGGUGUCACUGCCGUUGUGCGGAACCCGGGGAAACUUUUAGUUUGUCAUGAGAACCUGAAGGUAGUUAAAGGAGAUGUGUUCUCAAAAGACAGUCUGAAGCGCCAUUUAGAAGGCCAUGAUGCGGUUAUCUCCUGUCUUGGGUUUCCUAUCUCUCCUCUCUUUGGGGUCACUGGAUAUACCAAGUCCAUGCGAGCAGUUGUUUGCGCAGCACAAGAGGUGGGAGUGAACCGGGUCAUCACUAUGACAUCAUGGUAUACUGACCCCAACUCUUUGACAGGCACUGCUUCUGUCUUCAGGCUCUUUCUGCUGACGACCAUACAGAGCGUGCUCAGCAACAUGUAUGAGAUGGAGCACUAUUUAAAGCAAGUCAAUAAUAUCGACUGGACAGUUGUGCGUCCUCCAGGUCUACGGAAUGAGCCGGCUACAGCAAAAGAGUUCCUGACCCGCGAGGGUUACUUUGUCCCAGAUUCUAGUGGACUUCCCAUUGGACGUCAUGCUGUAGCCAGGGGCGACGUUUCCCGGUUCAUGUUGUCUGUGUUGGACAGCAACUCUUGGAUAAAGCGAGGAGUCGCUAUAACAACCAAGUAACAAUGUAUGUCAGAAAUUGUGACAAAAUAACAAUCAAUAAAAGUUGCAAACAUUUGAACAGAA